Saprolegnia diclina VS20 is the source of this 585-nucleotide messenger RNA. RefSeq lists its product as hypothetical. The transcript has 4 exons. The coding region runs from base 1 to 585 and encodes 194 amino acids. NCBI's taxonomy places the organism in Eukaryota, Oomycota, Saprolegniomycetes, Saprolegniales, Saprolegniaceae. The record is from RefSeq and is a predicted model, not a curated record.
AUGGCCAUCCCGCUGCACCCGCGCCGCGCCAGCGCCUACUUCCAUAUGCUUGUUGGCGAAGCCAAGGAUCUGCCCAUGCGCGUCGCCGCCUUCCAACGGUUCUACCUCACAAGUCUUGUCGCGUGCAAGCAAGGCGCUGCGCUGCGCACCGAUUCGUCCUCUGCCCAAGCAACCGAGCUUCUGCGCCUCUCGACCGACGGCGCCGUCCUUCACAUGGGCGACGACGCGCUUCUGACGCGAGCUCUCGUGCACAUCACCGUCGGCACCGAUCCAUACAGCCACGAUCUCACGUUUACGCUCGCAUUCCAGAAUGCUCCAGAGCGAACCUUUGGCGUCGACGACCCUGCGACCUUGAUGACGUGGGUUCUCGGGCUCAUUGGCACCGCGACGGCCCUUACGCAGACUGCGACGUCGCUUCUUUGGCAAGGCGCGCGACUGCGCAUCUACGAGGCCUCGAAGGACGACGCGUCCGCUUUUGUGUCGGCCGUGGCGGCCGCCCACGCCAUGCUCGUGUCGCUGCAGCAGAAAGAUCCGAGCAUUCCAUUAGCCGACUGUCUCUACCUUCGCUCGACAAUGUAUUCGUAG